UUUGUUUGGUGUUUUGAUGGAGCUCGCCUCGGAAAGUCGGAGAUUUCCCAAUUGAAGGAGGGAUUACGGUCUUGAUCGUCUACUCAGGAAAGGGUGCAGUUUCUGUCAAGAGUAAAACAUCGGAUGAUACCGCACCACGCCUACAUGUGAAUGGAAGCUUCCAUAUCUCCAGAGGGGGGAAACCAUUCCCAGAAGAGCCACUGCAAUCACACACACUAGCCGACGAUCUCCCACAAUCCUGGAUAAUUUGGUGGAACCUCAUCAGUCUUCACGAAACUGUGAGGAUAAAAUCCGAUUAUAGUCCUUAAAACGUCGCCGACGAAAACGGGGCUCGUCAAAAGGUGCUAUACAUUUUCUGUGAUUGGACGACACAUAUUUGCACGCUCCGUUGAAUUCUGUGCAAUCCAGGUCCGGUUUGAUUUUCGUUCCUCAGUUUUGCACCGGCCGUCAUGACAUUAACAGCGGUGUGCUAGACGGUAGAUGCUCACAGAUUGACUUGUUCGCCAUAUGAAAUUGGGGAUGUGUUUUUGUGCGACGGCAUCUAAACGGGAAGAAAAAAGUGUUUGUCAACUUGCGGAUCAAAAGAUCCUGAGGCAGCGUACGGUGGAUUCAAUCUGAGUUAGAACGCGACUAAAAAAAAAAUUUGCUGAAUUGCUGAACUGAAGGCAAUCUUUUGCAAGUUGUUGCUGAGCUUUUUUGAGACAUUGCUUUGCUGUGCGCUGCAGGUCCGUUUCAACUAUCAUCUUCGAAAUACAGCUGUGUGUGAAAGACUUUUUGAAAGUGGACGCAUUUAUUGCACGUUGACAAUUUGUGCACUGGACUUGUUUUUGGUAGCUUACAUGGUGACCGGUGCUAGGUGACCGGUGCUAGCGGGGCACCGACUGCGAUUAAAGGUCCCUUUUUGCCAUUGAGUUACAAAAAACCCAGUUACUUCGUCCGUGAGCUCGGAAUCAGUGUUUGUAAAUCUAUAAACUGGAAACUUAAGAUUCUCUGGAUUCGUCCUUUGGAAAGGGAAAACUGUUUCGUCAGUUCGUCACCAUGACGUCAACCAGUCCUUGGUCCUCGUCGGUCAAGUACAGCCGGCUGCCCAAGUCGGAAUGGGACUCCGCGUCGCAGGACAGCGCGGCCAUCGACUUCAGCUCGCCGUUCAACUUCGAGUCGGCAUUCACCUACAGCAAGGUCAUGCCACCGUACGUAGAGGAAGAAAGAAAGUACACCCCUUCACUAUUGACUCGCAUCUGUACGUCGGUGGUUGUUUUUCUUGGUUAUGCCCUGGUUUUCCUAACGUUUCCUAUAUCGGGAUUCUUAGCAAUCAAGAUGGUCCAACAGUUCGAGAGGAUAGUGGUCUUCAGACUUGGAAGACUGCAACAACCAAAGGGACCAGGCCUGGUGAUAGUUCUGCCGUUCAUCGACAAGUGGCGUCGGGUUGACAUGAGAACCAGAGCCUUCAACGUGCCCCCACAGCAGUUCAUCACAGCGGACGGCGCAGCCAUCUCCAUCGGCGCCACCGUCUACUUCCGCACCAAGGACGUCUCCCUUUCCAUUGCCAGCGUCCAGGACCUGAACCACUCCACCCGCAUGCUGGCCCAGACCAUCCUACUCAACACACUGACGCCGCGUUCUCUCAAGUCCAUCGAGAAUGACAUGAACGUGAUGAACCAACUGAUACGGGAGGAGAUGAACACUACGACUAACAACUGGGGAGUGGAAGUCAGCAAGGUGGAACUGUCGCAAGUGACCGUCGUCCAGGAAGCAGUGGACGGGGUCAGUCUGGACAAACUGGGCACAAUCUUCAGUCAGCUCAUCUCCGGCCAGCACUCACCCAUGCCCAACCUAGCCCACAUGUCGACCCCGCCUAGUGCCCUCAUGACAGCAUUGUUACCCCCUUCCCAACCCCGCCCUUCACCCCCGAGGGGCGCGACCCAGACCCCCAUGGUCACGCCCCAGGAGCUCCUCUCGUCCGUCAAGCCAUUUCUGAACGAGGCGCUCGUGGCAGACGUCGGGGCCGUCUACAAGUUUGUGGUGACUGGAAGCAACGGGGGCACGUUCUUCCUGGAUUUGAAGAACGGGUCUGGGGACGCAGGCUCGGGCGAGCCACCAGACACACCCGAUGUUACUCUCACCACUACGACCUUUGACCUACACGCCAUGUUCACGGGCCAGCUCCGACCCUACGCCGCCUACAUGGCAAGCAAACUGACGGUAGAGGGCGACAGAGGAGUCGCCAUGAAGCUAGACACCGUCAUGCAGCAGCUGCGGGAAGCACGCUGUUAGUUGGACGAUCUUUGACUUUUUGACGGUGAGGGUUAUCUUCCACACAAGACUGUGGGCUCCGUGGCGAACAACAGAGGGCGCUUUUUGAUCACUUUUGCGAACCAAGUGGAUGGGACACACUGUGGGACACACCAACUCUUGUUUUGCUUUACUCUCGAGGACAUUGCUUUGUGUUUCCCUUUGUCCCUGUAAUAUAACACUCUCCCAUAGACUAAGCACACAAACUUACUACAGAGGACCAUUUCCAACAAAAGACUAAACUCCCGAGGACUGAAAGGAUGUUGUUCUCCUUUUGUGUGUCGGUCCUCAGGGGUUAUAUAUGUAGAACACGUACGUACUGGUUUGCGCAUGUAUUGUGCGAAUUACGCCUGAUGCUCACCCUUCUUCGUGUACUCCAUUGCACUUAAGAUGGUGGCUGUGUGGCCUAUAUUUACGGAGGUAGUCCACUAAAUCGGUCACAUUUAUGGGGCUAUUAAGCACUGUGAAAUGGGCCUAGGAGGUUGUAGGUUUGAGUCUCACGGCUUGCAUACUUUUUCACAAGCGCUUGAAAUCUUACCAUAAAAUUUCCUUGAAUUUCAGUGAAUGUCAAAUUGUGUCUGCUUGACAAUAAGCCAUUUGCAAGUAACCUAUAUACCCUUUGGGAUUUACAUUUGAAAAACAUCUGGUAGGCCUACACUGACUUACUUGAAUUCUCCAGACCAAAGACACUGUUGCUAAUCACAUGAUUCGGGGCAAGCUCUUGCAUAGUUGCGUAAGAGACGCUCAGCACCAAUACAUUGUUCACAAUGGGUGAGAAUGGCAAAAAGACACCACACCAUUCCGGAGCCGGAGGUUGCUAGCAUAAGGCUUGCCUUGAAUCACGUGAUAUAGGAACAGUCUCUUUGGUUGGGAAAAUGCGAAGUUAAAACGUGCAAAGCAUUGGAUUAAGUCAGCGUUCCAGAUUUUAUUCAAAUGUAGCUCGCAAUUUAAAGCAAUUCAAUCCCCUUUACAUGUAUAUGUAUGCAGAUUUACUCGCAACGUGUUACAUUUAAUGUGUUGGUCAAGCUACAGAAACCUUGCAUCUUGUAAAUAUUUCGAUACACGCGAAUCAUGUACUUUGUGUGUAUUGUGUAUCCUAAUAAACAUGUAAUGAAAAGAAAUAGAAAUACUAAAAAUGCAAUAAUUACAUGUAAGUAGUUUAUGUCGUGGAGAAUUCGAAUUGUAUUGUAAAUUGUCAUGAACACGGAAACAAAAAUUUAAAAAUAAAAAAUAAGAAAUACUACAUCAAAAA
Patiria miniata (bat star) is the source of this 3544-nucleotide messenger RNA. It is a transcript of the gene stoml1, whose product is annotated as stomatin-like protein 1. Bases 1039 to 2274 code for a protein of 411 amino acids. Gene Ontology annotation, cellular component: plasma membrane. The transcript has 9 exons. NCBI's taxonomy places the organism in Eukaryota, Metazoa, Echinodermata, Asteroidea, Valvatida, Asterinidae. The record is from RefSeq and is a predicted model, not a curated record.